CUUGGGAUCAGUCUGUGGGCUGACGUUAGCCUUGUCGAUCGCGAUCGCGGUCAGAAAAUUGCUCGGAGCAAAAGCUGCUGAACCUUGUGGUGUGAUUAUAUUUUGUGAUAGCGUUGGGGGCAUCGAAACUGAAAUCGGCGCUUCUUAAGUGCCAGCAGACAUUAGUCGCAGUGUGGACCUUGCCGGGAUCAGACAAACAAUGAGAAUGCCUCGUCCAAGUGGAUUUAAUCUUAUCGCCGUGCUGGCUCUGGGCCUCUGGCUGUGCGUCUGCCCCUCCGCGGUGGAGUGCCGCACGCGCAACAAGAAUAUGGCCGAUAGGCGACUGAUGUCGCUGUACGGCAACACGCCCCACGUGGAGGCGCUGCUGGGCAGGAGUCGACCCACCCCAGACACCUACAAGACGCUGCGCAGCGCCUUCUUCCGCUACGAAGAGUCCCGCUCCCUGGGCUACGACCUGGAGCUCACGGAUCGCGAGCUGCAGGCCAAUGAAACGAUCAUGGCAGCCAAGCUGCACGAGUACACCGAGGGACUGCACACGCCACACCUGUUCAAGCCGUCGCAGCACAUCUUCGAUGUCCUCGAAGGAGUACGCAACACGGAGCUCUUCCAGCUGCUCAAGAAGAUGCCCAAGGGUGCGGUGCUGCAUGCCCAUGACACGGCACUCUGCAGCACAGAUUCCAUCAUCAAGCUGACGUACUACGACAAUCUGUGGGCCUGUCUGCAGAAGGAUGAUCUCGACUUUUCCGUCCUGCGUUUCGCCAAGACACAGCCGGAGGCGCUGGACAACUGCGAUUGGUCGCUGCUCUCCGAUGUGCGAGCGAAGUACGGCGCGGAGAAGGUGGACGAUUAUCUGGCGGAGCAUUUGACGCUUUAUCCCACCAAGAAGUUUGAGGACAACAAUGCCGCUUGGUCCACGUUCAUGGACAUCUUUGGCCUGCUCGAUGGCAUCGUGAUGUAUGCACCCGCCUGGGGGGAUUACUACUACAAUGCGCUGCAGGAAUUCUACGAUGAUGGAGUGCAGUAUCUCGAGUUUAGGUCGUUGGUGCCAACGCUCUACGAUCUGGAGGGCACUGUCUACACCCCCCUGGACACGGUGAGGAUAUACGUGGAGACGCUGGAGAAGUUCAAGAAGGAUAAUCCCGACUUUAUUGGCUCAAGGAUGAUCUAUGCGCCGCUGCGCAACACCAACCCCGAGGGCGUGCUCGGCUACAUUGAGACCCUAAAACAGAUCAAGGAGCAAUAUCCCGACUUCCUGGCCGGCUUCGAUCUCGUGGGCCAGGAGGAGCUGGGCAAACCGCUGGGCGAGUUUAUCGAUCAGCUGCUGGAGGUGCCCGACGACAUUGACUUUUACUUCCAUGCGGGCGAGACGAACUGGUUUGGUUCCACCGUCGAUGAGAACCUCAUCGAUGCCAUACUCCUCGGCACGAAGCGCAUUGGCCAUGGCUUUGGUCUGGUCAAGCAUCCGGUGGUGCUGGACAUGCUGAAGAAGCUCAACGUUGCCAUCGAGGUUAAUCCCAUCUCCAACCAAGUGCUGCAGCUCAUCACCGACUUCCGCAACCAUCCCUGUGCGCAUUUCUUCGCCGAUGGCUAUCCCGUGGUCAUCUCCUCGGAUGAUCCUUCCUUCUGGAAGGCCACGCCCUUGACGCACGACUUCUACAUUGCCUUCCUGGGCAUUGCCUCACAGCAUGCGGAUCUGCGGCUGCUCAAGAAGUUGGCCCUCAACUCGAUUCAGUACAGCUCGCUGCCCACGGAGCAGCAGUUUGAGGCGCUGGAGAAGUGGCAGGCCAAGUGGGAUCAGUUCAUUGCGAAUGUCAACGAGGAGUCAUCGAAUCGCGGAGCCUCCAGUCAGCACCUCGAUUGACUAGCACGGGUGGUGGCAGCGUUCCUGGUUGCAGCUUUCUGCCUGCUAAGCUCUGGCCUGCGACGCUAGUCGGUUCUCCCCACUCACUGCAUCUCCAACCUCAUCUCUCAUCCAUUCAUACAUGUAUCUAUCCCCCACAUAUGCCAGUUUAUGUUGUAAGCUAAUUGUUAUGGAUUAGUCUUUAGUUAGACUUAAGCCUGUAUCUAUCUCUCUCUCUAUCUCUCCAUUAACUACUCUCUCUGUGUGUCCAACAUGCUCGAACCAAAGAGAUUGUGGCCACGCUUUGAGGCCUAACUAUCGCAAUAAAGAACUUUUGCCAGACGGAGCACAGCUAGAGCCCAAAACAUAAGUCCAAGUGGGAA
Drosophila subobscura is the source of this 2223-nucleotide messenger RNA. It is a transcript of the gene Adgf-A, whose product is annotated as adenosine deaminase 2-A. NCBI's taxonomy places the organism in Eukaryota, Metazoa, Arthropoda, Insecta, Diptera, Drosophilidae. Gene Ontology annotation, molecular function: adenosine deaminase activity. The transcript has 4 exons. The coding region runs from base 200 to 1861 and encodes 553 amino acids. Gene Ontology annotation, biological process: adenosine catabolic process; inosine biosynthetic process. The record is from RefSeq and is a predicted model, not a curated record.